Messenger RNA from Hemisphaericaspora subhashii, 441 nucleotides. RefSeq names its product mitochondrial 37S ribosomal protein uS12m. Gene Ontology annotation, biological process: translation. The record is from RefSeq and is a predicted model, not a curated record. Gene Ontology annotation, cellular component: small ribosomal subunit; ribosome. Gene Ontology annotation, molecular function: structural constituent of ribosome. The transcript has a single exon. The coding region runs from base 1 to 441 and encodes 146 amino acids. Lineage: Eukaryota; Fungi; Ascomycota; Pichiomycetes; Serinales; Debaryomycetaceae.
AUGAACACAAUUAGAUCCAAUAUGCGUCUCAUGUCCAAUCCAUUAACACAACAAGUAAGACAUUCAACUUUAAAUCAAAUCAGAUAUGGGAAAUGUCCGCCACCCGACAAGACAAGAAAGAGUAAAGCACCCGAUUUAGAUGGGAAUCCAUUUAAAAAGGGAGUAAUUUUACGUGUUAUGAUUUUAAAACCAAAAAAACCAAAUUCUGCUUUGAGAAAAUGUGCUAGAGUUAGAUUAAGUAAUGGACAUGUCAUAUCUGCAUUAAUCCCCGGUGAAGGUCAUAAUUUACAAGAACAUCAUUUGGUAUUAGUUAGAGGUGGUAGAGUACAAGAUGUUCCUGGUGUUAAAUAUCAUUUGGUUAGAGGUGCUUAUGAUUUAGCUGGGGUUGCUAAUAGAGGUACUUCAAGAUCUAAAUAUGGUGUUAAGAAACCAAAACAAUAG